Molecule: messenger RNA, 4175 nt
Organism: Zophobas morio
Lineage: Eukaryota; Metazoa; Arthropoda; Insecta; Coleoptera; Tenebrionidae
Gene: sas
Product: putative epidermal cell surface receptor
Exons: 8
Coding region: 402-4040 (1212 amino acids)
Biological process (GO): cell adhesion; signal transduction
Cellular component (GO): extracellular matrix
Molecular function (GO): heparin binding; integrin binding
Source: RefSeq, a predicted model, not a curated record
UCUCUGGAAAUAAAAGAUACGCUCGUUAACUCGCAUCUUAACCAAGUUAAAACCACCGCAAUCCCUGGCGCAACCCCGACCAUCCACCUUUUCUUCGACCUCUAUCUAGCACAAGAAGCCCAAUUUAUUCGUACGGUAGAUAACUGUUGAGGUGAAUGUCGCUUUCUUCGAAUAACGUUCGUUUGCUACGGCCCCACUAUCGCACACUAUAGUUGGAAGGUAGGUUGGAAGCUUGGCGGAGGCCAACCAUGGCUCAUGGUGCAGACCGCUGACCGGCCGCAGACCCAACAUUCACAAGAAUUUUUUAGUGAUGUGAUCUAACGACGCUCGUGCUGUUCUAGCGGCGACUCGCCUUUCGACACUUUGAGUGAUUUUUGUGUUGUGAAGUGACUGACUAGACGAUGGUAGUGAUAAGAAGACAAACAGUGUUUGUGCUGGUGGCGGUGGUGUUUGUGAACUGGACAUGUGGGAAUGAAUGUCCCGAUGGUACGCAAGCAGGAAAUUGCAUCUUGGCGAAUGGACAUAAUGAAACGUCCCAAGAGGUGACAAGCCACACACCAAAGCCAAAAGAUUUACCCAAGUCGAUGAAUAUGUUAGCAGAAGACCAAAUGAGCGACGAACCCAGAGGCCGUGCUCUCAAUUUUACCAUGAAAGAUCCCAACAGCGAAAAUGUGUUAUCCUCGAAUACUACAACGCACGACGAAUUCGGUGACCUUAGCGAUGUUAGCAUAAACGAAGAUGAGGACGAAGACGAGCACAGCAUGCAAACCGAGAGAAUAUUGACACCUAAAGUAACAGGACAUAAUAAUGUCACGAACAGUUCAGUGCAAGGAGUGUGCGAAAAAGGAGGGUUGACAUACGAAAACGGGGAAAAAUUAGAAAUUGGGUGUGACUCGGUAUGUACUUGCCGAAAUGGGAAAAUGAACUGUGAAGAAAGAUGUCCUAAGCCGCUGUUCCGUAAGGGAAAGAAAAUAGAUGAUCCGUUAUGCACCGCCAAAGAUGCAGAAGAUUCGUGUUGCUCGAUUAUGAUUUGUUCAGCAGACACAGAAACAGAACCACUGGAAAUAUGUACAUUCAAUAAUCAUACUUACAACAGAGGCGACACCUUUAAUAAAGAAUGCGAAGAAGUCUGUACAUGUGAAGCUGGUGGAAAAUUAUCUUGUAAAAUGCGAUGUCCUCAAGUGCAAAAAACCAACGACAAAUGUGUAGAACUACCAGACCCCAACGAUUCUUGUUGCAAAAAAUUGUUUUGCGAUGUAACAUUAGACGAUCACGAACCUGAUAAAGACGUUAUCCAGAAACAUAAGUUAGUUUUCGCGAAAUUCCUUAAUACAUCGACCAUAGAGUUGAAGUUUGACCCAAAACCCAACGAUAAAGAAGCGGACAUUUAUAUUGAGGGUAGUUCCAAUCAAAACGACUGGAAAACGUACAAAAUUCGAGAACAAAAGUAUGUUGAUGUAAUGGAAGGCACUAAAUAUCUCAAAAUGGAAAAUACUGACCAAUCGAUAAAAAUUGAAAAACUGGAUACAAAUGAAACUAAAUCAGAAAACGGAGAGUGCAGUUAUAAAGAGAUGAACUUUAAGUUAAAUGAAGAAUACAACGAUAACUGUACUUCAUUGUGUGUUUGUAAAGAAACUGGAAUGACGUGUUUGGAAUUACGAUGCCCGACUUACUUUGGAGUGGACGUUUUAGACCCACACUGUGUGGAGUGGGAGACUGUGCCUCCAGAUUUUCAACCGUCACCUCCAAAUUGUUGUCCCGAAAAACUGACGUGUAAGAGUAAUGGGUCUUGCAUCUACGAAGGUCAUAGUUUCCAGAAUUGGCAACAGCUACCGGAAAAUAUCACGGGUUGCGAUAAGAGAUGUUACUGUGAGAUGGGUAACGUAGAAUGUCAAAACACAUGUCCACCAGUUACAGCUUUACCACCACCCAACUUACCCUGUCCAGUUCACCAAGCAAUCAUCGAUCAUUUGCCUGAAGACGACUGUUGCAUGUACUGGGUGUGCAGUCCACAAUCAGCGACUGGACAUAAUGAAACAAAGAAAGGCGAUAAAGCAAUCAUAAAAAAUACGACAGAAGUCCCAUUCAAUUUUCUUCCAACAAAGGUUCCUUCUAAAAAUAAGGGACCUCUAUUGGUUUACACCAAUCAUGCUAGCAAUUCAUCGGAAACUAACACAAAUAAUCCAUUCACACCACCUAACAUACUUCCCGAUGAAAAUCCCUUUUACCAUAAAAAUAAUAAAGAAGAAAGCAAAGACUCCUUCCCAGGCCCUUAUAACCCUAAUUAUAAAAAAUCCGAAGUUAAACCACAGAAAGGUCAGAAACCUAAACCUAGUAAAGAUAACCCACCGCUUGCCACUCAACCGCCUCGUGGAAAUUACAUUCCUAACCAAAAAGUCAAAAACACGCAGUUUCAUGGAACUCAAGACGAGUUGCUUCAGUUCAUUCAUCAACAUCCAGAAAUCGGCAAUUAUCCCUCAGGUUCUGUAGUAGAAAUUCAUAACGUUCCAGCCAAGCCACCCAACCCAUUCAUUAGCCCCAAUGUUCCAAACGGAAGACCUCAGCAUUUCAUUCCUUACGUUAUUCCCCAAAACGGUCACGUUGACGACUUACCACCUGGCAUAACACUCGAGCAAAUCUUGCAAGAGGUGCACAAGAAUGCCAACCCGCACGGGAGUAUGCUACCCUUCCCAUCUAAUCAGUUCACUGGCGGACCGGUAUUACUAGCCCCACAAAGCCCAAUUCUACCAAAUAGACAUAAUUCGUCGUAUCAAGGUCAAAUGUUUCCUGCAAACUAUCCCAAUAUGCCGGGAGUACCACAAGAAGAUAUUACUGUUACCACACUAGAAGCUCUGGAUGCACAUACGGUUCGAUUGGCGUUUGUUGUUCCACCCGUCAUAGUAGGGUUACACGGAAGGGUAGAAGUUCGAUACACCCAUCAUGAUAAUCCUGAUACAAGUACAUGGGAACUCCAAGUUUUCGCACCCCCCAAUGACUUAAUCGCUACUCCACAACUCGAGUUUGACUUAUUGGACCUCAGAUCCGACACAGAAUAUAAAAUCAAAAUAACCAUCACAAUGCGUGACUUGCACAACACACCGACAAGUCGUGUUUACAAAAUCAGGACUCCCAAAGACGUCAAUACCACCACUUUACCACCUAUGAUUCCGAUCGAACCCGAGUUGGCCAUCAGCGAUAUCAAUGCCACUUGGGUAACGGUAGUGUGGCGUAAAUUCACGGAAUACGAACUGCAGUUCAUAGAUGGUGUUCAGUUGAGGUUCAAAGAAAUUGAAGGGAAAGUUUACGAUGCUACGCCACUGAUUCAUAGAUCCGUCACGAGCUACACUCUCGAAAACCUCAAACCAAAUACCAAGUACGAAAUCGGUAUUUUCUUCAUUCCUUUCACCGGUCAGCUAACGGAACUGCAUGCAGAGCACAUGCUCCACUUUACCACGGCUAAUGAAAUCGAUACUUACGGAUUCAAUGUGACGCUGGAUAUUUCCCACAUUAAGUCGACGAGUGUGGAAAUCUCGUGGUCGGGAGUUCCCUACCCCGAAGAUAAGUAUGUCAACAUAUACAGGGCGAUUUAUCAGAGCGAUUCCGGGAAAGAAGAUCAGAGUACAUUUAAGAUCGCUAAACGGGAUUCGCCGACCAAGACGGUUAUUAUGGAUCUCAAGCCGGGAACUAGGUAUCGACUGUGGUUAGAAGUCUACCUGACGAACGGCAAAACUAAAACUAGUAAUGUCCAAGAUUUCAUUACUAAGCCCAGGGCGGCACCUGCGUUUGGAGCGUCCACGCAACAGGACAAACUUUCUGCGGGUGAACAAAGAGAAAAAGGAGAUUAUUACGGACCCCUAGUCAUUGUAGCAAUUUUAGCUUCCAUAGCUAUUCUAAGUACGUUAAUACUGUUACUAAUAUUAGUCAGAAGGCAUAGCCAAAAUAAAGCUGCCAUCACGCCACCACCACCAAGAGUCAGUCAGUCAGCGUACGACAAUCCGACGUAUAAAGUGGAGAUCCAGCAAGAAACUAUGGGAUUAUGAAAACGUCCGAACUACCACCUCCAACCAUUUUGACUGUUGUAAAUAGUUACGAUAUACUUUUUACCUUUAAAAUCCUCAAAUGUAUUUAAUUUUAAAUAUUAAUUUAAUGUGUAAUAUAAGAUUUAUUGUAACAUA